CUACGGAGACAAGCGCGCAUUCGUAGAGAGUUCAUAUACAGACGCUCCAUUGAGGCCCGCGACAAGGCCCAGAAGGAAAAGAAGCAACAGCUUAAAGCUGCCUUGGCUGAAGGAACUAAGCUACCGAAGGACAUCACAUCUUCUGCAGUCGAUCUUAACGAAGAGCUUGAUUGGAGCGACGACGGUGGUGAAGGUGACUUAGAUGCUGAGACGGACGAAUAUCACAACUACGAUGGGGAACCUAGAGUAGUUAUAACUACAUCUCGCUCUCCUAGUUCAAAGUUAUCAGAGUUUGCUAAGGAACUUCGACAUCUCAUUCCUAAUUCGACUAAAAUUAACCGAGGGAAUUAUUUGUUUAAGAAUAUCAUGGACGCUUGCCUUGCCAGAAAUAUAACGGACGUGGUUAUUGUAAAUGAAACUCGUGGUGUACCAGACACAUUGACUGUGAGCCAUCUUCCUUUUGGCCCAACUGCGAAAUUUACACUUUAUAAUGUAGUUACUCGUCAUGAUUUUGCAGAGAAGGGUAGAGGGAGUGGUGCAAAGUUUCCAACGGCUUACCCCCAGCACCUUUUUCUUGGUCUGAACUCGCCAUUGGGAAAACGUGUGCAUACUAUAUUAAAGUACAUUUUCCCAAUUCCCAAGGAAGACUCAAAGCGUGUCAUAUUAUGGUAUAAUGCCAAUGAUGAUGUUAUUCGAUUCAGACACGUUACCUACAAGUAUGUGAAUAACGAAUUGGAAAUAGAAGAACACGGGCCACAAUUCGAUAUGAGAUUAUACAAGAUUUGGCGUGGUCCAUUACAUGAGGAGGACACUGCCCAAGUGGAAUGGGUAUGGCGACCGUACAUGAAUACCUCUCACAAAAGAUUAUAUCUUUCCAUACCAGAUGCAAAGGUGGAAGACAAUGAGGAAGAUGAGGAGGAAACGGAAUCAAGCACCACUAAAAAAAUCAAAAGGUCUUAG
Molecule: messenger RNA, 960 nt
Organism: Rodentolepis nana
Lineage: Eukaryota; Metazoa; Platyhelminthes; Cestoda; Cyclophyllidea; Hymenolepididae
Source: the annotation of a GenBank genome assembly